AUGGCAACAAUCAAAGGUCUCAAUGCCCAUGAUCGCCCUCCGGAAAAAGUCCGCGAUGUCUACAAGAAAUACCUAAAGAUCAAGCUACCAGAGGUUGACAAUGACCAAGACAUGGUCGACUUGGAGAAAUUGAACGUCGACAAUCUGCCUAGUCCAUUUGCGAUAUCUGGGUUUAUAGAUAGUAAAGAGCUUCGUCUGGCGUUUGAUGAGUUUGUGGGUAGGACUGGUAAUACCUCGACUACCCGAGAUCAUCAUGGCGGGGKCCUUAUUGAGGACAUUCCUAUCUUGACACAUAAGAAAGUAUCUGGUCUUCAUAUGAUACCAUCUCUAUAUCCGCCAACAGUGCAGACCAAAUUGCUGGACUUGAUGCUUCACCGGGAUCUCUCAGUGCCAGAACACCAAACAAAUCUACAUCUCCACUAUGACAUUGAAUACCCUCAAGCACCUAAUAAUUUGCCCAUCUCAUUCUUUGAAGCCGAUCCAACGUCCACCUUUGCACCCAAAGAUCCUCACAUACACAAMCCCAUGACCAUUCAAGCCAUGCUCGACAAAAAACUCCGCUGGAUCACACUCGGCGGGCAAUACAACUGGACUGCCAAAGUAUACCCCGACGGGCAACCACCCGCAUUCCCAAGAGACAUUGCGCAUCUACUGCGUGCGGCGUUCCCCGAGACAGAAGCUCAAGCAGCAAUCGUCAAUUUCUAUUCCGCGAACGAUACUUUGUCCAUGCAUCGCGACGUAAGCGAACAAUGCGACAUUGGCCUUAUCAGUGUCAGUAUCGGCUGCGACGCGCUGUUCAUGAUUAGCCACGACGACGGGGAAGGAUGCGAGGUGAUUAGACUUCGCUCGGGGGAUGCGGUGUACAUGUCUGGUCCUUCGAGAUUUGCGUGGCAUGGUGUACCGAAAAUUAUACCGGAGACGUGUCCCGGUUGGUUGUGCGAUUGGCCGGGGCCGGAGUAUCCUAAUUGGCAAGGGUGGAUGGGGAGGAAGAGGGUGAAUCUGAAUGUUAGGCAGAUGAAGGAGUCGAUGUCGUCCGCUUAA
Molecule: messenger RNA, 1041 nt
Organism: Talaromyces amestolkiae
Lineage: Eukaryota; Fungi; Ascomycota; Eurotiomycetes; Eurotiales; Trichocomaceae
Exons: 2
Coding region: 1-1041 (346 amino acids)
Cellular component (GO): cytoplasm; nucleus
Source: RefSeq, a predicted model, not a curated record